AUGACUGAACUCAAGAACAUGAUGGCUCAAGUUCUUAAGGGACAGCUCAAGCAUAUCAAUGCAAUAGAAGGGAUGAGUGAUGCUAAUGAAGACCCAUCAAGAGAAUGCAUGGGAGAUUUCUCUAAUGAAGCCAAUGAAGAAGAUGUGAACUACAUUGGAAACUAUGGGAACAAGGGAUACAAUCCAAGCUAUCGCCCAAACCCCAACAUGUCUUAUAGAAACCCCAAUGUGGAGAAUCCUCAAGACCAAGUGUAUCCUCCAAGGUAUCCACAACAACAAAGACCUCCUUACCAAUCUCAAGGAAGUCAAUUUCAGCCAAGGCAAGGAUAUGAGCAGAGAUCAUCAUAUCCGCCCAAGGAGCCAUAUGCUUCUUCACCAAAUCAAGCUCCUCCAAACCAACAAGGUGGGAGAUUUGAAGGAAUCCUCCAACAGAUCAUGGAUGGCCAGAAGAGAAACAUAAAGAGAUGUAUGAGAAGAUGGACACUUUGUUCAGCAAUCUCAACACCAAGUAUGAUGCUGUUGCCACUCAUGUGA
Molecule: messenger RNA, 534 nt
Organism: Microthlaspi erraticum
Lineage: Eukaryota; Viridiplantae; Streptophyta; Magnoliopsida; Brassicales; Brassicaceae
Source: the annotation of a GenBank genome assembly